AUGGGGUCUCUUAGUAAUAGUUCCAAUAUGGAUUCCAUCGAUGAUACCUUAGAGUCAGAAAGAUCUUCAUCUAAUAGUGUAAGCAUACCUAUGUCACAAUGUAGGAGCCUACAAGAUAUUAGACGAGACAACCGCGAGAACACCGUGAAAUCUGACUCAUCAAUACGCUUUUUCCCAGACCAACAUGUUCUAGAUGAAGGUAAUGAAAGGAUAAGGAACAUUAACGAUGCCAAGGAGAUGAUUAAACAAUUAAAUAUUGGUGGAAAAAGACUGACAUCUGCUAAAUCCCAGUUGAAGUUGAGUUCGACAGCAUAUGGAGUUCGUAUGCUGUCAAAGGAUAUUUUCAACACCAAAGUUGAAUUACAGGUGGAAAAUCUAUUGAUUGUGACCAAGAGUCAAGAUAGGUCACUUGUCUACUUAACGAGGGAGUUGGUUGAAUGGUUAUUGAUUAAUUCGCCAGAUAUUACUGUUUAUGUGGAGAAAAUCCUACAGGGGUCUGAACAAUUUGGUGCUGAAGAUAUUUACAAAGACAGUCGGUGUAAGGAGCAAAGGAUUAAAUAUUGGGACAAGGAGUUUGUUGCCCAACAUGAUGGAUUUUUCGAUAUGAUUAUAACACUUGGUGGUGAUGGAACGGUUUUAUUUGUUUCAUCCAUAUUUCAACGACAUGUACCACCAGUACUAUCGUUCUCGUUAGGCUCACUGGGGUUUUUAGCCAACUAUCAAUUUGAGCGUUUCAGAGAAGAUUUACCCAAGAUUUUAGAUAACAAAAUCAAGACUAACUUGCGUAUGAGAUUAGAAUGUAAAGUGUACCGCUGUCACCCUCCAAUGGUUGACUCAAGAACUGGUGAAAAAGUGGCAGUUGCAGAAUUAGUCAUGCAAAGACAGAUCCUUAACGAACUAACUAUCGAUAGAGGUCCAAGUCCAUUCAUUUCUAAUUUAGAAGUUUACGGAGAUAAUUCUCUUUUGACGGUAGCGCAAGCUGAUGGUAUUAUCAUUGCAACACCUACAGGCUCAACGGCUUAUUCAUUGAGUGCAGGUGGUCCUCUGGUUUACCCGAGCGUUAAUGCAGUCUGCGUUACACCCAUAUGCCCCCAUACUUUGAGCUUUAGGCCAAUCAUGUUACCUGACAGUAUGAAUAUCAAAAUUAGAGUGUCUCAGGGAUCAAGAGCAACAGCUUGGGCAGCAUUUGAUGGUAAGGACAGAAUUGAAUUGCAAAAGGGUGAUUACAUUACAGUGCAAUCUAGUCCAUAUGCCUUCCCCACAGUAGAAUCUCACAGUACAGAAUUUAUUGAGAGCAUCAGCAGAUCCCUAAACUGGAACGUUAGACGUGAACAGAAGUCCUUUACCCACAUGCUAUCUCGUAAGAACCAGGAGAAAUACGUUACAGACAAAGAAGGUGAAGACGAUCUUCAUGAGGGUGAUCACCGUGAAGUUGUGGUUUUGCAGGCAGAGGACAAAGAUCAAGCUCAAAAAAUGAUUGAGGAACGUACUCUGGCUGAACAGAAAGCAGAGAAAGAUUCCGUGUGUGCUAAUGGUGGUGCUGCUAAGACUAAUUUUACGGUUUGA
Zygosaccharomyces rouxii is the source of this 1566-nucleotide messenger RNA. It is a transcript of the gene YEF1, whose product is annotated as NADH/NAD(+) kinase. Gene Ontology annotation, molecular function: NAD+ kinase activity. Bases 1 to 1566 code for a protein of 521 amino acids. Lineage: Eukaryota; Fungi; Ascomycota; Saccharomycetes; Saccharomycetales; Saccharomycetaceae. The record is from RefSeq and is a predicted model, not a curated record. The transcript has a single exon. Gene Ontology annotation, biological process: NAD+ metabolic process; NADP+ biosynthetic process.